Hyaloscypha bicolor E is the source of this 1225-nucleotide messenger RNA. Its product is annotated as GTP-binding protein ypt1. The coding region runs from base 154 to 759 and encodes 201 amino acids. The record is from RefSeq and is a predicted model, not a curated record. Gene Ontology annotation, molecular function: GTP binding; GTPase activity. NCBI's taxonomy places the organism in Eukaryota, Fungi, Ascomycota, Leotiomycetes, Helotiales, Hyaloscyphaceae. The transcript is spliced from 5 exons.
AGCGAGGCGGCCAUCUUAAGACGUUGUUGAAAGACGUCGCGAUACAUUGGUUCUCCUCAUCUCCAAAGAAACCAAACAACCGCAUCGCACCUCCCAUCUCCGGCAUCCACGUCACACAUCAACCCUUCACUAAACAGAGACCCAACUGCAACCAUGAAUCCCGAAUACGAUUACCUCUUCAAGCUCCUCCUUAUCGGAGACUCCGGUGUUGGAAAGUCUUGCUUGCUUUUGCGAUUUGCAGAUGAUACAUACACGGAGAGCUACAUCUCAACUAUCGGGGUUGACUUCAAAAUCCGGACAAUCGAGUUGGAUGGGAAGACCGUGAAGCUACAGAUUUGGGAUACUGCUGGACAGGAACGCUUCCGGACGAUCACAUCAUCUUACUACAGAGGUGCUCACGGCAUCUGCGUCGUCUACGAUGUCACUGAUAUGGACUCCUUCAACAACGUUAAGCAAUGGCUACAAGAGAUUGACAGAUAUGCCACAGAAGGUGUCAACAAGUUGCUCGUAGGCAACAAGAGCGAUAUGUCGGACAAGAAGGUUGUGGAGUACACAGUUGCGAAGGAAUUCGCUGACAGCCUUGGCAUCCCAUUCCUCGAGACCUCAGCCAAGAACGCUAGCAACGUCGAACAAGCUUUCCUAACAAUGGCCCGCCAGAUCAAAGAGAGAAUGGGAACUACGACCGCGAACAACAAGCCAACGGUACAGGUUGGAGGAGGACAAGGCGUGCAAUCGGGAUCAGCGGGGGGCUGCUGUUAGACAAUUUUCGCUUACGCAGUGUUGCUUUGAAACGAACGGGAUGACUGGUUUUCUUUCCCUCUGCGCAUUAGAUCGAUUCGGAGCGACUUCCUCUGCAUUACUCCCUUCGCUCAUUGUCCCUCCGGAUUUGGGCACAUACAAUACACACCACGCAUUGGGGGUUAGAUAUGUAAUGGGUGGUGGAAGGCGAUGUCAAGCGGUCGACUUGGCUGGCGUGUGAGGGAAUUAUGGGGAAUAUGACGCUUUUCUUUGCCUGGGUCUUUCCGAGUGUCUCUGCUUUGCUGCGUGGUUCGUUUAUACUAGCAAAUCAUCAAAUCAUACUUGGGCGUUUCUGUCUGCCUUUUGUGACCGAAACAAAUAUGGCCUUCAAAAUUGCUCUGAACGUUUUUCAAUGAGGGGGAGAUUCUGGGAAGCUUUCGCUGCAAAUGUCUGGAUGUUCGAACAAGUUAUGAUACAAUGAGUGACA